AUGGCUUCUAGCGAAAGCGCGCACCGUCCGAUACCGACCAUGAAUACUUCGGAUAAUCACACGCGCGUUGACUAUUUAGAGGCACCGAUUUCCCCUGCUAUGCCAUGGAGCUACAUUCCGGACGCAUAUUGCUUCUUUCAGGCGGUCAACGAGGUACGACAAGUCAGCAAGCUUAUCGACCCCAGCAGUGGACUUUCCAGCUUUGUGGAACUCGCUACAAUCAUCGUGUUCCUCGCCCUGGAUGCGCGAAACUCACUCCUCAAGAGCCGCAUUCUGGAGAAUGGUCAAGACGACAGAUACGUGUAUGCCCACCUAAUUCCCGAGAUAAUGAAGAUGCCCGACUACCAGUCAUGGAGCCUCAUCGGCAGUCCUGGGGCUCGGAACUGCCGCGAUCUUGCGUGUGCUGUGAAGACCGCGCAUAGAAUUCUCACCGAUAUAUAUGCCGGCAUUCGCGACUGGUCCAGAUACUUAGGUCAUACUGGUGCUCCCGUCAACGUCGGCGUACCCCAAACCGCCUUCCCUCCGCCCUCGCCGUCCACGGAAGUACGAGAACCCGGUAUAAUCAAUCACCCUCGUGUUCGGAGACCAAAAGGAUUGAAUCGAGCUCCCCCGCUUCUCAAACGCGCGAUCCUGGGAGCAGCCACAAGGCAGAAGCCGCACAAAAUAUCGACUUCUGAGCCAGUGCAAGCCUGGUCAUUCCCACCGCUAGAUACCCCAACGCCUCUGCGAAUCCCUUCAGAACGAAAGGUCGUGUCUGUGGUAUCAACUGUUUCUGACGAACUGCCUCCGGGAGCCUACCUACUUGCUGAAGGGUCGCAACCGCCAUCGUCUAGCCUUGGCCACCCAUCGCUGCGAGGCCUGCUAGUGGAGAACUUGCGCCGAGUGGCUCCCCAAACCAACAGGGAGGAUCUUUUCCCGUCUGCGCACCAGAACUCCGGUGCCUCAACCCGCUCUGACAUGUCCUAG
This is a messenger RNA of Punctularia strigosozonata HHB-11173 SS5, 966 nucleotides long. RefSeq lists its product as uncharacterized. The transcript has 2 exons. NCBI's taxonomy places the organism in Eukaryota, Fungi, Basidiomycota, Agaricomycetes, Corticiales, Punctulariaceae. The record is from RefSeq and is a predicted model, not a curated record. The coding region runs from base 1 to 966 and encodes 321 amino acids.